Messenger RNA from Toxotes jaculatrix (banded archerfish), 2350 nucleotides. It is a transcript of the gene kcnk4b, whose product is annotated as potassium channel subfamily K member 4. The coding region runs from base 351 to 1757 and encodes 468 amino acids. Gene Ontology annotation, molecular function: potassium ion leak channel activity. Gene Ontology annotation, biological process: stabilization of membrane potential; potassium ion transmembrane transport. Gene Ontology annotation, cellular component: membrane. The record is from RefSeq and is a predicted model, not a curated record. NCBI's taxonomy places the organism in Eukaryota, Metazoa, Chordata, Actinopteri, Toxotidae. The transcript has 8 exons.
GCUCAGCAACAACCUCCCUCCUCACACACUCACUCACACACACUCGUGCUCCUGUAUGCGGCUGCCUGAACUCAUGAAACACUCUGCAUGAGGCGACUGGUACUCUGGAUUCCUAUGAUCCUUCAUUUUGAGUGUCCCCUCCUUCAGAGUGUGAGGUGGACAGGCUCCCCAGUGGUUACGGAUCCAGGGACUCCAUCCUCAGAUCUGCUUCUAAGAGGGACUGGAAAAGACGAAGGCGUGGGCAUCUGAGGCGGAUUGACAGCUGCAGCAGCUGGGAUCCAGGCCACACCGGCGCUGAGGCUGGCAAAGGGAAACAGCAGCCUGUGUUCGAACUGAGUGGAGGUGCAGCCAUGCGCUGCUCCACCCUGCUCGCCAUCCUCACGGGGGUGCUUCUCUACCUGGUGCUGGGUGCUGUGGUGUUCCGCGCCCUGGAGGCUCCGCGAGAGGAGGGCAAGCACAUGCAGCUGCAGGACACGCGGCGGGACUUCCUGUUGAACUUCACCUGUGUCGACUCAGACAACCUACAGAGCCUUAUAGAGGAGGUGGUGGAGGCUGUCGGUGCAGGUGUGGAUCCCAGCAGCAACACCACCUUCGUCAGCCAGUGGGAUCUGGCCAGUGCCUUUUUCUUCUCAGGGACAAUCAUCACAACCAUCGGUUUUGGAAACAUCUCCCCCAAGACAGAGGGAGGGCAGCUGUUCUGCAUUUUCUACGCCCUGGUGGGAAUCCCAUUGUUCGGUAUCCUGCUCGCUGGAGUCGGAGACCAUCUGGGUACUGGGCUGAGGAAAACCGUUGCCAAAAUAGAGACUCUCUUCCUGAAAUGGCGAGUUAGUCCCACUAUUGUGCGAGUGAUCUCAGCCGUCCUGUCCAUCCUGCUGGGUUGCCUUCUCUUUGUUGCAGUGCCUAUCCUAGUUUUCCAAGAGGUGGAGGGUUGGACUCUUCUGGAGUCAGCCUACUUUGUAGUUAUCACGCUAACGACGGUGGGGUUUGGAGACUAUGUUGCAGGCGACUCUGGAAUUGCGGGGAGCGACCACUGGUACAAGCCUUUGGUGUGGUUCUGGAUCUUGCUGGGUCUUGCCUACUUUGCAUCCAUCCUGACAAUGAUUGGUAACUGGCUUCGGGUUCUUUCUAAGAAGACCAGAGCUGAGAUGGAAGAACUGCGAGCCCACGCCACUGACUGGACUCAGAACAUCCAAAAUAUGUCCGUGGAUUUUCGCAUUCCAGGAAAAAUUGAUGACCCCUUCAAACGGCGCCGGCGAAAGCGCCGCCAUGGCUCUCGGAGCCAUGGUCACAGUGUGUCAGCUACAGGGGCUCCUGAGGGGAAAGAAGAGCAGCAGGAGAGUCAAACGGAUUCUGGAUCUUACUCCUCUUCGUCUUCCUCCUCUAAUGAAUCAGGGUCUGGAUCAGAAACAGACUCUCAGGCCACUCAGACCGAGCGAGUGCCUGAAGAAAAAACUGCAGAACCUCAAAAGGAGGAGACUCCUCCUGAUCCCCACCUGACUCAGCCUCUGGACUACUUUGGGGAGAACCUUGCAUUUAUUGAUGAGUCUUCAGAUGCUCAGAGUGGUAAACUACAUUUGGAUCCUCUGCUGGAUCCAACACAACCCAACUCUGUACGCUCUCGUCAGCCAAAGAGGAGACGCCACAGGAGGCCUGUUCCACAGAGAACCCCAAAAAACAACAGCUCCAGCCCUGGCAAGAAGGAGCCCAAUGGAAACCCCAAACCAGUUCCAGAUCUACCACUGAACCUUAAGAUUUAAGUUGGUUGCAGAAACUCCACAAGUAUCAACCUGAGUGUUAUGAGAUGUACUGAAAAUCUGAUAGAGGAGUUUUCAGUGUAGCAAUUUAUUUGUGUAUAUGUACUGCUUACUUACAGACACUUAAGAUGAAAACAUGUUGCAGAAGCCUUAGCCACUUGUGGUUUGCAUUUAAUGCUCUUAGCAUGAGAGUGUGUAUGCCUCAAUCACAGAUGAUGAAGUGAUUUCUAUGCCAAUGCUCCCAUUACUAUCUGAAGAGAUACUGCUCUCUACUGGGCCAAGACAGAAAUGCACUACCCUUCUCUCAACAUGAGGCCUCCCUGCCUUUUACUGAUCCAAAUAAUGCAAGAAAUCAGAGAGAAAAGCCUAAACCUUACCACAGUAGUGUGGUGCUCAUGUUAAAGAGAAGUUGCUUUGGUCGGAGAGAGUUACUCUUAAAUCCUGCCAACAAUUAAACGGGUACUAAACAGGCUAUUGUACAUUUUUGGUAUGUGACAAAACUUUUCUAACUUCUGUGUACAACCAUAAUAUUUGCAUUUUGAUGGCCAAAUGCAUUAAUCCUACUGUACUGCAAAAAUGUAAUAAAGAUUUUUUUU